Molecule: messenger RNA, 606 nt
Organism: Sphenostylis stenocarpa
Lineage: Eukaryota; Viridiplantae; Streptophyta; Magnoliopsida; Fabales; Fabaceae
Source: the annotation of a GenBank genome assembly
AUGUCUUCGUCAACGCAAACCUCUGCAUCGUACACCAAAUACGAGAGCAGAAAUCGAAACCCAAAUCCAAGGUCAUGUGCGCUCUUAGUCAUCGACGUUCAAAACUACUUCUCCUCCAUGGCCACCCCAAUCCUAUCUAACCUCAACACCACCAUUAACCUCUGCCGAGGUGCCUCCAUUCCCGUCAUCUUCACGCGCCACUGCCACAAGCCCGAGGAGCACCGCAACUUGCUGCAUGAGUGGUGGUUCGACGAUCUCAUCAUGGACGCCACGUGGGAGUCCCAACUCAUGGAGGAUUUGGAGAGAGAGGGCGGGGACCUGGUCGUGGAGAAGAACUCCUACAGUGCGUUCAGAAAGACGAAAUUGGAGGAGAGGCUGGUGGAGAUGGGCGUGGAGGAGGUGAUCGUGGCGGGGGUUAUGACGAACCUGUGCUGCGAGACGACGGCGCGUGAGGCGUUUGUGAGAGGGUUUAGGGUUUUCUUCUCUGUGGAUGCUACUGCUACCUCCAACGUGGACCUGCAUGAGGCCACUCUCAAGAAUUUGGCUUAUGGCUUCGCUUACUUGCUCGAUUGUCAGAGGCUUAAACUUGCUCUUUCUGUCAAUUAA